Messenger RNA from Cyprinodon tularosa, 2847 nucleotides. RefSeq lists its product as uncharacterized. The transcript is spliced from 3 exons. The coding region runs from base 1 to 2847 and encodes 948 amino acids. NCBI's taxonomy places the organism in Eukaryota, Metazoa, Chordata, Actinopteri, Cyprinodontiformes, Cyprinodontidae. The record is from RefSeq and is a predicted model, not a curated record.
AUGCCAGUUUCUACAUUGAAUAUUCCCCAGCAAAAGGACAUUGAUCAGUGGCCUCAUCUUAAACCUGUUAAGCUUCAUAGCAUCAAUGCAGAUGUGGAACUACUGAUAGGAACUGAUGCUUCAAAUGUUUUAGAGCCCUGGGAGGUGAUCAACAGUGUAGAUGGUGGGCCUUAUGCUGUAAAAACUAAAGUUGGCUGGGUCAUAAAUGGUCCCCUGCACACUAGAAGCCACAGCAAAAAUAGAAAUGUUUGCACUGCUGUGACAGCCAACAGGAUCUCUGUUGAGCAUCUUGAAGAAAUGCUGAUCAAACAGUACAAUCAUGAGUUUAACGAAAGAUCAUCAGAGGAGAAAACUGAAAUGUCUAGAGAGGAUUUGCAUUUCAUGAACAUUGUCAAUAACUCUACAAAACUUAUUAAAGGCCAUUAUAAUAUUGACUUACCUUUCAGGAGUGAAAGCCCCUGCUUUCCAAAUAACAUCUGUGUUGCAGAGCAGCGCCUCCAGAGCCUCAGAAGGAGAUUUGAAAAGGAUGCUGAGUACAAGGAGGAAUACACUGCAUGUGUAAACAACAUGCUGCAGCAAGGACAUGCUGAGGCUGUACCAGCAGAGGACCUACAGAAAGGUAAUGGACAACUGUGGUACAUUCCUCAUCAUGGAGUGCAUCAUCCCACAAAAGGAAAGUUGAGAGUUGUAUUUGAUUGUGGAUCAACCUACAAAGGAGCAUCACUGAACAGUCAGCUUUUACAGGGACCUGACCUCACAAACUCUCUGGUUGGAGUUCUCAUUAGAUUUAGAAAGGAGCCUGUUACACUAAUGGCUGACAUUAAUGCCAUGUUUCACCAAGUUUGUGUCUCUGAAAAACAUGUCAACUUCCUUCGUUUCCUGUGGUGGCAUCAUGGUGACACAUCAAAACCUGCACAGGAGUUCAGGAUGUUGGUUCAUUUGUUUGGAGCAGUGUCUUCACCCAGCUGUGCAAAUUAUGCUCUGCAAAGAACUGCUGAUGAUAACGCACAACAGUUUCCAGCUGAAGUGGUUGAUACUAUCAAAAAUAACUUUUAUGUGGAUGACUGUUUAAAAUCUGUUCCCACAGAAGAAGAUGCAAUUCACAUGGUGAAGAGGCUGACGGACCUCUGCUCUAAGGGAGGAUUUGUGCUCUCAAAAUGGGUAAGCAACAGUCGCACAGUGCUCAUGUCCAUUCCAGAGGAAAGGAGAGCAAAAGAAAUUAAGAAUCUGGAUUUGGACACAGAUGAACUUCCGGUCGAGAGAGUACUGGGUUUACAGUGGAGCAUUGAAACAGAUGAGUUCAAGUUCAGAACCUCUGUGCAGGACCGCCCACAGACCAGAAGGGGCAUUUUGUCUGUGGUUAGUUCACUAUAUGAUCCCUUGGGAAUCCUAGCUCCCUUCAGUAUGCCAGCUAAACUGCUGCUACAAGAACUUUGUCGACAAAACUUGAAGUGGGAUGAAGUUAUUCCCCAUUCUCUUUGUAGGAAGUGGCUCGACUGGCUGGAGGACCUCCAGCUGAUCUCCAGUUUUAAGGUGGAUCGUUGCAUCAAACCAAGCUGCAUCAGGAAACCAGACAAAGCACAACUUCAUCAUUUCUCUGACGCAAGUCAAGACGGCUAUGGAACAGUGUCAUAUUUAAAACUGGAAAAGAAUAACAUCUCACAUGUUGCUUUCAUUCUAGGAAAAGCAAGAGUUGCUCCUAUGAAGCAAACAACAAUCCCCAGGUUGGAACUGACCGCUGCUGUUCUUGCUGUCCGAGUCAAUAAACUGCUGCAAAAGGAGCUGCAAAUACAAUUGGAAAAACCUGUUUUCUGGACUGAUAGUACAACAGUACUAAAAUAUAUCUCCAGUGAAACCAGAAGAUUUCACACCUUUGUUGCAAACAGGAUCUCUGUCAUCCGAGAAGCAACAGAUGUGAAUCAGUGGAGAUAUGUUUCCUCCAAGGAAAAUCCUGCAGAUGAUGCAUCCAGAGGCAUGAGAGCUGAGGAGUUCAUUAAAUGCAGGAGAUGGAUAAAUGGGCCUGAAUUUCUCCACAGAUCAGAAGAGGAAUGGCCUAAACUGGAUGUGGAUCACCAUGCAAUUCCUGCAGAUGACCCAGAGGUCAAAAGGGACCUAGCCGUGAGUGUUCUUGUGAAGGAGUCACAAAAUCCUACAAGCUAUCUGAUUCAUUAUUUUUCAUCUUGGACAAAGCUUAAAACCUCUGUUGCUUGGUUUUUAAAGCUGAAAAACAUUCUGAUGCUGUUGCAACAGAAAAGGAAGGAGUUUGCUGCUGCAGACAUAAAUAAAAAUGAACCAGAAAAGCAAAACAAAGCCCUAGACAAGCAGAUAGAAAGAUUCAAGACCACUCUGAAGACAGAAAAUCUGACUCCUGAAGACUUGGCCAAGGCAGAACUAGCCAUUAUUCAGUUUGCACAACAACAGAAAUUUACAACUGAACUGGCUUUAAUCACCAGGGGCCUUAAAGCAGUCUCUAAGAGAAGUUCUUUAUACAAACUCGACCCAGUAUUGGAUGCUGGAGUCCUCAGAGUGGGUGGCAGGUGUAACAGAGGAAAGUUUAUUGAACAAAAGAUGGCAGAUCUGCCAGAAGAGAGAGUCCUGCCAGCCACCGCUCCUUUUACAAAUGUUGGAGUGGAUUACUUUGGUCCUGUAAGUGUUAAAAGAGGACGAAGCCUCCUGAAAAGACUCUACAGCUCCAAGAGGAACAUGGAUGAUGGCCAAGGUCCUGAGCGUAAACCAGGAUGUAAAAGGCUUGGUGCGCUCUGUGCGAUUACAAACAAAGACCAGCGUUCUCGAAAGACCCGUGACCAAACUUGUUUUGCUACUGGAAGCAUCAACCUGAAGAAUUAA